Molecule: messenger RNA, 295 nt
Organism: Galeopterus variegatus (Sunda flying lemur)
Lineage: Eukaryota; Metazoa; Chordata; Mammalia; Dermoptera; Cynocephalidae
Product: probable threonine--tRNA ligase 2, cytoplasmic
Exons: 4
Coding region: 65-295 (76 amino acids)
Source: RefSeq, a predicted model, not a curated record
GGCGGCGGCCCCGGGCGCGCGGUUUCCUUCUAAUCAAAACCAAGAAAAGAACACUGAAAAGAAAAUGAAGGAAAGCUGGCCCAAGAGUGAGGUGAAACAUCAACCAGAUUUCAUAAAAGAAAGAUUGAAGCUUUUUGAAAUAUUGAAGAAGGAUCAUCAGCCCUUACUUGCCAUUUAUGAAGAAAAAAGGAAUACAAGCAAGGCAAUCACAGUAAGAGUGGCGGAUGGGAGAACAGUGCAAGGGGAACUUUGGAAAACAACACCUUAUCAAGUGGCAGCUGAAAUUAGCAUGUAA